Molecule: messenger RNA, 473 nt
Organism: Thlaspi arvense
Lineage: Eukaryota; Viridiplantae; Streptophyta; Magnoliopsida; Brassicales; Brassicaceae
Source: the annotation of a GenBank genome assembly
UUAUUAUUUGGGAUUUUGAGUGAUCUUUCUUUUAUUGUAAUAUAUCCAACUAUUUUGAAUCAUCACCACACCACGUGACAAGCCUUAAGACAAAAGGAGAAAAGAUGAAAGAGGAGAUAGGGUAUUUAUGUGGUGGUUGGGGUCCUGUCAGAGACAUUAAGGACCCUCACGUUGAGUUCAUCGCCAAGUUUGCCAUCUCCGAGCACAACAAACAGAACAACUCGGGACUCAGGUUUCAGAAGAAGGUUGUUUCCGGCGACAUGCAGCCCGUCAGCGGCAUGAAUUACCGGUUGGUGUUCGAUGUUAGUGAUGGAGACGACGGAGGUAGCAAGACCUACGAAGCACAGGUAUACCAGGCUUGUCUCGAUUGCAGGGCGCUUGCUUACUUUAAACCCGUCAAUUAAUCAAUGCUUGCCCUCACGAUUCUUACUUACAAUCAUUGUCUGGUGCUUAUUAUAAUAGCAAGAACAAUA